AGUGGCCAGUGACUGAAUUUCUCCGAGCGAAACAAGGAACUGCAGCUUGGUUCACCGGAGGGGCGGUACCUCGUUAGAAACUCGCCGCGUGUGUGUGACGGUAAUUCGGACGUGACAUCAGCGAGGUGUCACGACAUGAAUACAUUUUCCGCAUUCCGGGGUUACCAGUUGAUGCGGUGAGCGUUAAGAUUGUGACAACGAGCAGCGUGAAGAUAAGUCGUGCGAGAGGCGACCAUUGGCAGGAACCAAGCCGACGAGAGCACUCCUCCUCCCGGGUACGUCUGUGGUGAAGGACCAUGAGCCACUUGAGGUUUAAUAUGAACUAAGCAGACUCAAGAAACAACCUGAAGUGAUCGGCAUGGCCGUGUUCAAACCCGAGAAUGUGGAGGACUUCUAUGAGAUCGGAGAUGUACUAGGAAGUGGACAUUUUGGUCAAGUCCGAAGAGUUCGCGAGUUGGCCACUGGGACAUAUUGGGCGGGAAAGUUUGUCAAGCUUCGCAAGACCUCGUGCAGCCGCCUGGGACUGGAGAGGAGCCGCGUGGAGGAGGAGGUGGAGGUGAUCCAGACUCUACAGCACCCUAACAUCGUUGCCCUCAAAGACGUCUUUGAGAGUCGGUCGGAGGUGGUGCUCAUUCUGGAGAUCGUUAGCGGCGGCGAGCUGUUUGACUUCAUCGCCGAAAAGGAGAACCUGACUGAAGACGAAGCCAUCGAGUUCAUGAAGCAGAUCCUGAACGGUCUGGGCUUCAUGCACAGCAAGAACAUCGCCCACUUUGAUCUCAAGCCAGAAAACAUCAUGCUCUCAGACAAAGAGUGUCCUCAUCCUAACAUCAAACUCAUAGACUUUGGUCUCGCACACCAUUUUAACUCCGGGGAGGAGUACAAGAGCUCAAGUGGAACCCCUCAGUACAUCGCCCCCGAGGUGAUAAACAGCGAAGCCCUGAGCACAGCGGCAGAUAUGUGGAGCAUAGGAGUUAUUACUUACAUACUCUUGAGCGGCUUGUCGCCGUUCCAGGGAGACACUGAUGAAGAGACUCUGAAGAACGUGCUGGCUAUGAAUUACCGACUCGACACGCAGCACUUCAGCACCACCAGCUCCACGGCCAAAGACUUCAUUGAGAAACUACUGGUGAAAAAUCCCAGUGACAGACUGACAGCCGAGGACUGUCUUCGCCAUCCAUGGAUCAAGCCCAUCACACGCAAACAGGUGGCCAAUAGGAAUCGAUCUUCAAUCAAUAUGAAGAACUUUAAGAAGUUCAAUGCCAGAAGGAAAUGGAAGAUGUCCUAUAACAUGGUAUGGAUGUGUAACCGCCUGGUCCGCUUAAAACUCUUGUGCAAAGGCAGCUCUGAUCCACCUGAGAGACAGUGCGAAAGCGACGUGGAGGACCUCGAAAGCAAGCCCGCCUCACUGCUGCGGCGAAGACUCAGUAGCAGUUCAUAGAGUCGGCCAAAGGGGGCAGCAAAGUGCAGCGUCUUCAAUUAAGGAAUGGACUAUUUCAUUCUUUCUGUGUAUACAUGCAAUGGCCUAUUGGUGGAUUUUUGGACAUUUUUGAUACAAAACGGCAUGUAAACUAGUGUAUCCAAUAUUUAAUGUGUUUCCUGCAUGCAGUAUCAAAUGCAAUUAUUGUGUCCAACAAUGGGACAUACUCGUGACAUGAGGUGAGAAAAAAAAACAUGUUUUGCUGCAGUGUACACACAUGUUAGUGAACUGUAUACUCCUAAUUCAUGUCUUGAUUCUUCAGAAAAAAACAUUUCUACCUCAGUGUCAUUUUAGUAGCAUCAUGGCUGCCACCUCAAGUGUAACUCGUGGCUAAUGCAAAGUAGUUCAACACCUUUUUAUUCAUUCAUAUUGUAAAAACAUCCUUUUUGGCUUUUAAGGAUGAUCCGACACUAUCAUUUUUCUUGUGUUUAAUGAUGCAUUUUGCCGUCUAAACCUAAAAAUUGUGUAAAAAAAUAUAUACAGUAUAUAGUAUAUAUAGAAAUGUGCAUGUUUGUUAAAAUAAGCUGCAAUCCUCCUGUUUAUGACCUAAUUCUCUUUUCUUGUGAUGCAACUGGAAAAAAAAGCAUAAAACGCACUUGUCAGUUUAUUUUUGUUAGUCUGAAAUAUAUAUAUUUUUAAAAAAUGUAUUUUUUUUUAAAUCAUUGUGUAUUUUUUUUGGUUGUAUUUUUUGGUAGCCUCAUGUAAACGCAAACGCUUCCCUUAAUGACAAAUGUCCCUUAAUGAAACAUGCAGCAAAAACAAACACAGACAGUUUACCAUGAGCCUUUCUUCCGCUGUUUAAACGUUUUUAAAAGAACACAAAGUAGGACAAAUAAAGGGUUGAUUUUU
Doryrhamphus excisus (bluestripe pipefish) is the source of this 2326-nucleotide messenger RNA. Its product is annotated as death-associated protein kinase 2. NCBI's taxonomy places the organism in Eukaryota, Metazoa, Chordata, Actinopteri, Syngnathiformes, Syngnathidae. Gene Ontology annotation, molecular function: ATP binding; protein serine/threonine kinase activity. Gene Ontology annotation, cellular component: cytoplasm; nucleus. Gene Ontology annotation, biological process: positive regulation of apoptotic process; intracellular signal transduction; protein phosphorylation. The record is from RefSeq and is a predicted model, not a curated record.